Molecule: messenger RNA, 693 nt
Organism: Trichosporon asahii var. asahii CBS 2479
Lineage: Eukaryota; Fungi; Basidiomycota; Tremellomycetes; Trichosporonales; Trichosporonaceae
Exons: 1
Coding region: 1-693 (230 amino acids)
Source: RefSeq, a predicted model, not a curated record
AUGCGUCUUCCCCCUGAACUCGUUUCCCUCGUGUGCGCUUAUCUGCCCAAGGAAACAUUAGCGACAUUCCUCCGCUGCAGCUCCGCCUGCUAUGCUCUCGCCGCUCCGCACCUCUACGCCGCCUUGCGCAUAACCCGCACCAGCUUUCCACUCUUGAUGUCCGGGAUCUUGCUGCGUCCCCGGGACAAAGUGGGCUGGGAUCUUGUCCCUCUGUCCGGCGUACAGGCCACUGCGCUGAGGAGCAAUGCCGCACAGCCCAAGCAACCGGAAGGAAAGUGCGAGGGCGAGGACGAGGCCAAAGGGGGCCAUGGAUCUGGUACGGAGCGGCCCAACACCGCUUCGAGGAGGAGGAAACUCGCCCUUCUCGCUUACUGCACCGAGCUGAUUGUGGAGGAAUACCCCGAUCUCAAGUGUUUCAGCGCCAUCUGCGUCGUGGACUGGCAGGGAGCCAAGCCCCCUAAGCAGAAGGGACAGGCGCUAUUUCCCAAUGUUUGCUCUCUUACAUUCGCUAGACUCGCUGAGCCGUGCUUGCCUGGCGGGCUGCUCCUGUCCGAUUUGGGACUGGCUCACCCUCUCCUCGGUCUCGUGGCACACGGGCACCUGAGGCACAUUGCUGUGCAUCCUGGUACACACGAAGAGGCGGUGUUGCGUGCCGCUUGCGCCAGUCAGGCGACGAUCGUUCGCAUGCCAUGA